AAUAUUCUGAUUAUUAUAACUAUUUUACUACGCACAACGAGGAUACAUUUCGACCAGGUAUCCCUGUUAUCGAUAUAAUCAGUCAUACGGAAUUUUCCGGAGCAGGCGGACAAGCUCGUACCUGAUGUCUGCCGCUCAGUACCUUUCUGUACCGUUGUACGUCUACCUCGGUGGCGAUACAAAUGUUUGAAAACAAUUUUCAUAGUGGAGUUAGUUUUCCGGAGCAGGCGGACUGGUACAAAGUUAGAUCCGCCAUAGCUUUCAAUUAUAUUCCCUAUAAUUUCUAGGGUAAUAUCUACAAAACAGAGUGGAAAGGUUUAUAUACUAAAUGACCAGGACGUAUAUGUUAAGACUUAGUUAUAAUAUACAGACGUCUACUUUGACUAUAUAUUUUAUAAUGUAAGCUUACUAUAAGUAAACCGGAGUUUCCGGUAUAUACUAUAAACUUUCGAUACUCAUGUAUCAAUUUACUUUACAGGUGGUACGUUGUCAGAUGACGGCUUGUGCUGCUGUACUUCAACGAGCGUGCGGGCAUGAGGUCUGUAGGUCUCAUGCACCUUGUGCUGUGCAAGUAGACGACCUUGUUGUUUGGCACCCAGAUGCGUGUGAGAUCUGCUAUGGGCUUGUUGCUGAUAUAACCACGGACUCGACCCCUCAGGCUGUCAAGAAUACAUCUCUUUCGACCCUCAAGAUCUGGGUUGGCGGAUUCGGCCGCAAUGUUAAGGCCAAGAAGCCUUACAUUUUGUCGGAGGAAAUAUGUAACCUCCUCUACCCGAAUGCCAAGAUGUCGGCAGCGGUACCCAAGGAAGUGGCAGCACCCAUCAUUGCCAAAAUUAGAGAAGAUACGCAGUCCUUACCGGAAGAUCUUGAGGGAUUGGGGGAAGGGGUAUUAGAGGAUGUGGCAGCGAUCAGUCUGGACAUAGAGCCCAUGGUUCUGGAUACCAACGAACAAGGUAGGGAGGUAAGUGUGGCAGGUAGCGUACGGUCUAAGAUCCCUGUUCUUAGUCCGGCACCAUCUUUGACUUCUUCCCAAACUUCUUUUCAGGGGUUUACUGCAAAGACCAUGGUUGGGGACAAACCAGGCUCAGUAGCCCCUAAGAUCAAACACUUGAGGAAGGCCUUACCGAAGCCAAGUAAACCAUCUAGGUUACCCAGACUUACCAAGUCAUUAUCGGCUUCCAAAUCAUCGGAGAUCCCGGUAGCAGCUACUCCCCUACAACACGGGUCAAGAGCAAGAAGCUCGAAAUCUAAGACUUCGGAACCUCCCUUCGAUCCAGUAGCCUUCUCUAAUCUCUUGAUGGAGAGGAUGGGUAAUAUGGUCCAAUCCCAGAUUGGAACCAUUGCGGAUCGAUUGCAGUCUAUGGACACUUUUGCCCAGAGACUGCAAAACCAGGAGAAUAUGAUCGAAAACCUCCUAAGAACCGGACUGCCACAACAACAGCAGUUUGUGAUUCCGGACGCCUCAAAACUUCCAUCGUUCGUAAAGAGCAAUCCGUGGCGGUUGGCUUUACAUGCCCCAUUCGUGGAUGGCAUGUUAACCCUGGAAGGAUGUGGAACCCGGCCCGUAGACGACUUUUGAGUUCUACCCGCCGGGAUUGCAAUUUCCCUUCCCGGGAUACGCAUGCCGAUGGAAGAGGCGCUCGUAAGACUGGAUAAGAUCCCGAAAGAGACGAUGAUCUACCCGAAGGAACAAGCUCAGUCCCCAUGGGUCCGGACACUUAACGAAUGGGAGUGUGUUAACACAAUGUUGUCCCCCCAUAAGAGCUCAUACACAAUGUUCGUGGUAGAGGGUCAAACACCAACCCCUUGCACUACAAAAGUGGUUGACCUUGCUCUUCAAGCGGCUAUGGAGGACAAACCCAUGCCACAGCUAAGAGAGACGGAGUUGACUUCGUUGCUUUUCCCAGGAGAUCAAGAAUGUUGGGUUGAUGCACAAGCCACUUUCACCACAGGGAAACUGAACACUGACUGUGCUUCUACACAGUUUAGUGAUAAGCUUCCUAGGCUUCCGGACUCCUUAGUCAGGAUCGAGUAUGAUGCACGUACUCGAUUAAGUAGGUCCAUCAACUCAGCUACAAUGGCGGAAAUGGCUUCGCUAGUAUAUCCAGAGGAGCCAUUAUUCAAAAUCCUCACUAAGUCUCUCCUUCUCACACUCCAGAGUGACGCAUAUGACUUUGCUGUGGCCCGCCGCAAUUGCAGAAAGCAUGUUCUUUCAGAGGCAACAAUUAGGCACGAACCAUAUAAGCUUAUUAAAGCUUCACUUUGGGGUCCAGAUCUAUUCCCGGAGGACAUUGUCAACAGUGUCCUAGGAGAGGCAGCUAGAGUCAAUCAGUCUCAAAGUACGUUGGGGCCUGAUGCCCAAACGAAAAUUUGAGCAAUCCGGGAAUCAGGCAAAAGGCAGGAAGAGGUUUAGGAAGUUCCAGUCAUUCCAGGCUCCACAGACUCAAGCUGUAGUUCAGACGAUUCCCGUGCCUCAAGUGAAUCAGCCUUCUACUUCUAAAUCCCAGCCCCAGCAACAAUAUGUUUGGGUGGGUCAACCACCUCAACAACAAGCUACUACUGCCUUUACACCUUCUCCGGCUUUUAACCCUACCUUUGAAACACAAGGCCAGAGGAAACUUUCGCCAUCGAGGCGGAAGGGCUUCAACAAGAGGCAGGGGAUCCCGAGGGAACCGGGGAAACAGACCCUCUUCAAACCAGUGAGACCUCCCAGGUAGGGGGAAGGCUGUACAAUUUUCGAAGCUGUUGGAAAUUCAGCAAGUGGGCUUUCAGCAUAAUAUCCAAGGGUCUGGGGAGGAGUUGGAUAAAAGGGCCCCCUCCACUAACCAGUUUUCAUCAAGCUCCAACGGCAGAACUAGACCUAUACACCAAAGAUCUUCUGCAAAAGAAUGCAGUAAGAUAAGUAAAAUCUUUGAAAUUUCAAGGACGCUUGUUCAGCGUUCCAAAGAAAGACUCAGACCAAAGAAGGGUAAUUCUAGACUUGUCACAUCUGAAUACAUACAUUCAAUGCGACAAGUUCCAUAUGUCACCACCUCUAUAGAUCUUACAGACGCUUACUAUCAUGUUCCGAUAGCAAGGCAUUUUCGUCCCUUCCUAGGAUUCAAACUAGGCAGAAGGGCAUACUCAUUCAAGGUGAUGCCAUUUGGACUCAGUAUAGCGCCCAGGAUAUUUACGAAGCUGGCGGAGACAGUAGUCCAAGAGCUGAGAACUCAAGGAAUACAGUUAGUGGCCUAUCUAGACGAUUGGCUUAUAUGGGCCAGCAAUGUAGAGGAAUGCCUAAAGGCGACAAACAAGGUCAUAAAAUUUUUGGAACACUUAGGAUUCAAAAUAAACCGGCAGCACGUUUCCAAUGGUUAGGACUGCAAUGGAACCUAAUCACACACGGACUAUCUCUUCCCUCAACAAAGAGGAAAGAAACAGCAAAGAAAACGAAAAGUUUUCUCAAGGACAAAUUAACGUCCAGGAGAAAGCAAGAAAGGAUUCUAGGCUCACUUCAGUUUGCAUCAGUAACAGACACAUUACUGAAGGCAAAACUGAAAGAUAUAAAUCGAGUACGGCGAUCCAAGGCGAACAAGAGGAAACGAGACAAAAUCUCUCUAAUCCCACCAAUACUGAAGAAAAGACUUCAACCUUGGACCAAUGUCAAGAAUCUGGCAAAAUCGAUUCCCCUACGAUUUCCACCACCAGCGUUAGUAAUACAUACAGACGCCUCUCUAAGCGGUUGGGGAGGCUACUCCCAAUACGAAAAAGUCCAAGGUUUGUGGUCAGUAACGUUUCGUCAACUCCACAUCAACAUAUUGGAGGCCAUGGCAGUGUUCUUAACUCUAAAGAAACUAGCCCCGGCAAAGAAACAACAAAUCAGAUUAAUUCUGGACAACGAAGUAAUAGUCCAUUGUUUAAACAGAGGGGGAUCCAAGUCAAGUCACAUAAAUCAUGUGAUGAUAGCAAUCUUUUCGAUUGCAACAAGGAACCAAUGGCACCUGUCAGCUGUGCACCUGGCAGGAGUGAGAAAUGUGGUAGCAGACGCACUUUCGAGGACAACUCCGCUGGAGUCGGAAUGGUCAUUGGACAAAGAUUCAUUCAAUUGGAUUUGUCAACAGAUUCCGAACCUUCAAGUGGACCUAAUCACCACGGAAUCCAACAACAAACUAAAAUGUUAUGUUGCUCCCAACCUGGACCCUCUGGCCUAUGCCAUGGACGCCAUGUCUAUAGACUGGAACACCUGGCAAAGAAUUUAUCUGUUCCCUCCGAUAAACAUGUUAAUGAAAGUUCUGGACAAGCUCAGGACUUUCAAAGGUCAAAUAGCUCUGGUAGCCCCCAAUUGGCCCAGGAGCAAUUGGUUUCCUCUGGUGGUAGAACUGGGACUCCUCCCUCGGCGGAUUCCCAGCCCCAAGUUGACACAAGUAGUACAAACUCGCAGUGUGUUAGCUUCCUCAAGAAUUCGGAGUGCCCUAACUUAUGGACUUUAUGAAAUUUGCAGCACAAAGAGAUGCUGACAUUGAUCCUCUAAAUACCUUGUUUCUAGAGUCAGAUAAAAGAGAAUCAACCCUUCGUCAAUAUGAUUCGGCUGUAAGAAAACUGGCAAAGUUUUUAAGAGACUCUAAGGUUAGAGCAAUGACUCGGAACCUAGCAGUUACCUUUUUUAGGACCCUGUUUGAAACAGGACUAGCAGCUAAUACAAUUACAACAAUUACGUCUGCUUUGAAGAAAAUAUUUCAGAUUGGUUUUAAUAUUAAUCUUACAGAUUCAUAUUUUUCAUCAAUCCCAAAAGCUUGUGCCAGACUAAAACCAGUAACCCGCCCCCACACAGUUUCCUGGUUUUUAAAUGACAUUCUUAAACUGGCCUCUGAGACUAAUAAUGACUCAUGUUCAUACAUAACACUGUUUAGAAAGACUUUAUUUUUGGUAAGUUUAGCAUCUGGAGCCAGAAUAUCUGAACUUUCAGCAUUAUCUAGAGAACCGAAUCAUAUUGAUUUUCUCGCAUCUGGAGAAGUACAAAUCUUUCCGGACAAGAGAUUUUUAGCAAAGAAUGAGGAUCCACAGAACCGAUGGUCACCGUGGAAGAUUGUCCCACUUCCACAGGAUCCAUCCUUAUGUCCAGUUAACACUUUGAAAGCUUAUCUGAACAGAACUUCCAAUAAGUCUUCAGGCCCUUUAUUUAUUAGAGAAAAUGGAGGAACCAUUUCCUUGAAAGGAAUUAGACUGCAGAUACUUUAUUUUAUCAAACAAGCUAACCCAGAAUCAAUUCCACAUGCUCAUGAUAUUCGAGCAGUAGCCACAUCAGUUAAUUAUUUUCACCAUAUGAAUUUUGAAGAUUUAAAAAAGUAUACAGGUUGGAAAUCACCAUUAGUAUUUAAACGUCAUUACUUAAAAUCCUUGGAAGCCCUAAAGUUUGCAACAGUGGCAGCAGGAAAUGUAGUUCCUCCUGAUAUAUCAGAACCAUCUUAAGAAGUUUAAUUCUUUUAUAUUCCUUACCUGUCUUUCUCCCCUACCUGCCUCAUUUAUUGUCCCUGCCUUAGCCUUGGUACUCACCUGUAAUAUAUUUACCUGUUCUUGUACUGAACAUUUAGUUUAUUUAAUGUAAUUGAAUAGUUUUAAGAUAUAUUGUAAUAUCUUUUUUGGUAUGUUUCCAAAAAACUUUUGGAACCUUAAUUUUUUUGGUACCAUAGUGGUAUAUAAAUUUAUUCUGUAUAAAGGGCUAGUAGUAGACACCUUAGUUUACUUGUUUUGGAGAUGUUUUUCCUGAAUAAGUUUUCAAUAACUUAUUAAAUUUUCUAUCAGUUUAUAUUAGAUUUGUAAGUUUGAUAUAGUAUUAAACAUCCUUGUUUAUAUAUCCUGUUUUUUA
This is a messenger RNA of Macrobrachium nipponense, 5845 nucleotides long. RefSeq lists its product as uncharacterized. The coding region runs from base 458 to 1579 and encodes 373 amino acids. NCBI's taxonomy places the organism in Eukaryota, Metazoa, Arthropoda, Malacostraca, Decapoda, Palaemonidae. The transcript has 2 exons. The record is from RefSeq and is a predicted model, not a curated record.